AUGACAGCUGGAACUGUUGUUAUAACUGGAGGAAUUCUUGCAACGGUGAUACUCCUGUGUAUCAUUGUCGUGCUCUGUUACUGUCGACUACAGUAUUAUUGCUGUAAGAAGAAUGGCUCCGAUCCAGAUGCUGUUUGCCCACAACCGCAGUUUGCCUGCAACUCAUGCAGCACCCCCAGGGUGGAAGGGGCCACGGCUACCCCACUCUCCCUGUCACCAGAACCCACGCCACCACAGAGUUUCUGUCCUACCUGCUCGCCCUACAGCUCUUCGUUCUACGCCCGCACAACGGAUGAAACACGGAACGGGGGCGAACGGAUCAUGUACAUGCCCACCCACUAUGACAGCCCCCUGUCUCUCACUCUUCCCUCUUUACACAGCGCAUCGCUGAGUUCCCGAACACGACCAGAAUUCUACUCCAACACACGUGCCAUUAGCACUGAUGUCUGAUCAGUGACGUCCGCAUUGGUCAAAUUGGUCGCUGUAACUACAGUGCUCAUACCUGAGUGUUACAAU
Messenger RNA from Myxocyprinus asiaticus (Chinese sucker), 516 nucleotides. RefSeq names its product protein FAM163A-like. Bases 1 to 450 code for a protein of 149 amino acids. The transcript has 2 exons. The record is from RefSeq and is a predicted model, not a curated record. Lineage: Eukaryota; Metazoa; Chordata; Actinopteri; Cypriniformes; Catostomidae.